Molecule: messenger RNA, 1801 nt
Organism: Helianthus annuus (common sunflower)
Lineage: Eukaryota; Viridiplantae; Streptophyta; Magnoliopsida; Asterales; Asteraceae
Product: methyltransferase-like protein 25
Exons: 12
Coding region: 57-1553 (498 amino acids)
Source: RefSeq, a predicted model, not a curated record
CCCGAUAUUUAUUUCAAUCUUGAAUCUUCCCUACCGUUUCAGUUUGACCCCUUUCAAUGGAAAACCGCAAAUACUCAUGCGCUACUGCUACUGAAACCCUAGAAUGGAUUCGCGCCAUUAUUCAAUUCAUCAAACCCUACACCUUCUUCUGGCAAUCUCACGUCGUCAAUUUCCUCACGCAUAGACUGUGGGAAGCUGUUGAUGAAGAAUGGAUUGAUUGUCUCCGAAAUGAACCGGUCGAGUGUCUCAUUCAAAUUCCUUCUGGAAUUGUGCAGGACCGCUGGCCUUCUUCGUUGAAGAAGUUUAUCACUACCUUGAGUUCGCUUGCGUUUCCUCGCGAACAAGCGGAUUUGAAGAAGCUAUUACCAAAUAUGCAGGUGGCUUUGCUUAAUAAUGUUAUAACCCAAGGCAUGAAUCCGAAGAAAAGACAUGAAAUAGAAGCUCUUGCAGCUGUUGUUGGUUCAGUAGCAAGAGAUGUUGAAACUAAUACAAUAAUAGACUUAGGUGCAGGCCAGGGUUAUCUGUCACAAGUACUCUCUUUCGAGUACCAACUAUCUGUAAUUGCAAUCGAUGCCUCUUCUCAUCAUGGAAGGGUCACACAUGAACGUGCAGAACGGAUUAAAAAACAUUACGAAGCCAAGAUGCGUAAAUCUAGUUUAGGAGGAAAAGGAGUGACAAUUCCCCGAACAGUUACAUGUCGUGUCCUUUCCUCAGACAUGUUGACAACAUUGCUGAACUCGAAGGACGGUGAUGAACGAUGUCAAAACCAAUCAACAAAUGACACGUGUCCCUUGCUUCUCACUGGUCUUCAUGCUUGUGGAGAUUUGUCUGUAACGAUGCUCCGGGCAUUUUUGGAAAGUGAAGAAGUCAAAGCGGUAGUUAGCAUUGGCUGUUGUUAUAACCUGCUAUCAGAGGAAGAAGAUAAUGCGCUGUGUGGUUUUCCUAUCAGUAGCGGUGUUAAAUCAACGGGUUUACAUCUUGGAAGAAAUUCACGUGAUCUCGCUUGCCAGAGUGCAGAUAGAUGGAAAGUUAUGGAAAAUGAUGCUAGUCUCCAUAAUUUUGAAUUGCAUGCUUUUCGUGCCGCCUUUCAAUUGUUACUUUCUAGAUAUUUUCCAGAGACCUUGAGCGGAAGUCCUACAAUAGGGCGGCAAGGGAAGACUUUGCGCCGCCAACAACAAAAUUCCAGGAUGAAUGGUUUGGCUACGAACGGGUGUUCUUGUAAACCAGAUUCCACGAGUGGCAAGGAUGAACAUGUUGACACGUGUUCACUUUUCGAAAAGUUUAGCAAGAGUGGAUUGCAUCGUCUCAAUCUUAACCAACCGCACGAUGUUGAUUUUGCAGGCAUUUGGAAGGAGGCUGAACCUUUUCUUGAGGUCAUAGGGCCAUAUUGGUCGCUUAGAGCCGCUCUUGGUCCCGUUUUGGAAACACUGAUUCUACUUGAUCGGUUAUUGUUCCUUCAAGAACAAGGUGAUUCCGUCGAAGCAAUUAUGGUACCAAUUUUUAAUCCUAAUAUAUCACCCAGAAACGUCGCAUUGAUUGCUAAGAAGAUCUAACACGAGCUCCACGAUGAUACCUUAUUUCGUUAAACAUUUUGAGCUGACCGAUGAUACCUUAUUUCGUUAAACAUUUUGAGUUCGGUCAGCGGGCAGCAAUUGGCAUACAUAUACCAUUGAAGUAGUAAAAUAACUAUUUCAAGAGUGGACUAUAUCAUCGAAUGAUCUUGACAGUCUUGUCAUAUUCGUUUUGUCAGUACUUAUGGAUUUUGUCAUUUUUAAAUUAGAUUCAACUUGGUAUGUGUUUA